GGAAUUGCAUUGAGUUUGUCAGAGGAGUUUGCCUCAGUUAGACUCUUGUUUGUCACAGCUGCUUGUCAGAAUGUGGUCAUCUUUAAUACUUUUGUUUCUUCAACUGUGGACGACUGAGCAAGUUCCUUUAUCACAGAAUAUAACUUGUUCAGCGGUCCCAGACAUUCCUAAUGCCUACGUGUCAGAAGAAACUAAAAAAGAUGAGUACCAAGGAGGAAAUGUGAUACGAUUCACUUGUGAAACUGGUUACAUAUCGGGUCCAGCCAUCAGAUAUGUAUGUUCAGACGACGGCUGGGUGGCACUCCACAAGGGAAAAUGCUACUUAAAGCCUUGUGUACUUCCUGAAGAAACUCCCAAUGGCUAUUAUCAACUUAUCCACGGGGAAGACUUUGUUUUUGGAGCAAUUGUCAAAUACUUUUGUAAUGAAGGGUAUCAAAUGGUGAGUAAGACUGACACCAGGACUUGUAAACUGGACAAAUGGAGCAAUCAUGUGCCAAUAUGUAAUCCUUUGAGCUGUGACCCCCCGCCUGCAGAUGGAGGGUUAAUAGUUAAAGGUUUACCAGAAAAUGAUGAACCCAUACUUCCUGACCACUUCCUCACAUUCAGCUGUCACCGUGGGAAAUCUCUAAAUGGCAGUUCAAGGCUGAUAUGUGGUAACGAUGGACAGUGGGAUGAGCCAUUCCCUACAUGUGAAGACGUCACUUGUAAAGUUGGGGUGAUGCCCAGUCAACUCAAUGUAAUUGGAGAACAACGAGCAAAUGAAAGAGUGAAGGUCGGACAUAAAUUACAGUUUCGAUGCAAUAAUCCAUAUUCACUCGAUGGGUCGGAAGAAAUUGAAUGUUUAGAAACUGGGCAGUGGAAUACAACCUUUCCAACUUGUUCAGGUAUGUUCAUUUUCAUUUGAAGUUAAUCCCAUUCA
Morone saxatilis (striped sea-bass) is the source of this 919-nucleotide messenger RNA. It is a transcript of the gene cfhl4, whose product is annotated as complement factor H like 4. The record is from RefSeq and is a predicted model, not a curated record. Bases 71 to 904 code for a protein of 277 amino acids. Lineage: Eukaryota; Metazoa; Chordata; Actinopteri; Moronidae. The transcript is spliced from 6 exons.